AUCAAGCUCCCAGCUCCCAAUCAGCUAGUCAGCAGCAACACUUAUUUAGCAGCCAAUCAUGGCGGUGCUGUCGGUGUUCGCCGCCUUCGACAUGGACGGCGACGGCAAGGUUUCUGUGUCCGAGCUACGGCGCUGCAUGGAGGCGACGCUGGGCGAGGACGUGCCCGAGGAGGAGGCGGCGGUAAUCCUUGCAGCGGUGGACGCGGACGGCGACGGGCUGCUAAACCAAGAAGAGUUCUCGAGACUGGCCGCCGCUGGCACCCAUGAAGAGGACAAUGCCGACAUCAAGCGAAGGUGCCUGAGGGAGGUGUUCGGGAUGUACGCGUCGUCGUCUGCGAAAGACAUGAUUACGCCAGCGAGCUUGAGGCGGACGCUGACCAGGCUGGGGUCGCACGAGCUGCGCGUGGAGGAGUGUAGGGCAAUGAUCUGCAGGUUCGACCUUGACGGCGACGGCAAACUCUCGUUCGACGAGUUCCGGGUCAUGAUGAUGGUCUGAUCACCGACUUGAUCUCUUCUUGGCAUUCUUCUAGAUCACAUACAAUGUUAACUUAAUUCGUUGAUCGAUCACAUAUGUAUGUACAGUCUUGUACUCGUGUUCAUUCAUUCAUUGUUUUGCUCGC
This is a messenger RNA of Triticum dicoccoides, 620 nucleotides long. Its product is annotated as probable calcium-binding protein CML25/26. The coding region runs from base 59 to 496 and encodes 145 amino acids. The transcript has a single exon. NCBI's taxonomy places the organism in Eukaryota, Viridiplantae, Streptophyta, Magnoliopsida, Poales, Poaceae. The record is from RefSeq and is a predicted model, not a curated record. Gene Ontology annotation, molecular function: calcium ion binding.